Doryrhamphus excisus (bluestripe pipefish) is the source of this 2166-nucleotide messenger RNA. Its product is annotated as protein YIPF7. Gene Ontology annotation, cellular component: membrane; trans-Golgi network. The record is from RefSeq and is a predicted model, not a curated record. NCBI's taxonomy places the organism in Eukaryota, Metazoa, Chordata, Actinopteri, Syngnathiformes, Syngnathidae. Gene Ontology annotation, biological process: vesicle fusion with Golgi apparatus; endoplasmic reticulum to Golgi vesicle-mediated transport.
AACAAAGACAUAUAUGUGUGUCAAUAAGAAAUCAAGCAUUUCAAUAUCAGGUGGGAGCAGCCAUGCCAGUGCAAAUAUAGCAUACUAUUAAUAGACAUCUCCACAGUCUCACUCCUCCUGAAGAGACAACAUAUCUGUUGAAGUGGCAGAGGAAAGGGCCUCUAUGCUGUUUGUUUGCUCUGCGCUGCAAAAUCCAUCAGCAUGGGUGACUUCCAGCAGUUCGAGCAGGACUUCUACCAGACGGUAUACCACACUGACGAGCAGGGUCACACUCUGGCCUUUGGCUACGACGAGUCUGCAAGUUAUGUUUAUGAUAACGAUGAAACAGACGCUUUCAUGCCAGAUGUUGCCCAACCUUCCAUGGAGCACAUCUACCAACCUGUCCAGGGCAAAGGAGCGGAUUUUCCAGAUGAAGAGCCUCCGCUUCUUGAAGAACUUGGCAUCAAUUUUGAUCACAUCUGGCAGAAGACGGUGACCGUGUUGAACCCCUUCAAGCCAGCAGAUGGCAGCAUUAUGAACGAAACUGAUUUGACAGGUCCCAUUUUGUUUUGUGUUGCACUGGGCUUCACUUUAAUGAUGGCAGGUAAAGCUCAGUUUGCCUACGUGUAUGGGAUCAGUGCUACAAGCUGUAUAGUGAUGUACGGGCUGCUAAGCCUGAUGAGCUCCAUGGUGGUGUCUUACGGCUGCGUGGCCAGCGUCCUGGGCUACUGCCUGCUGCCCAUGGUUGUCCUCUCGGCCUUCGCCGUUGUCUACUCUUUGCAGGGUGUCCUUGGCACACUUCUGGCGUUGGUGGUGAUUUGCUGGUGUAGUUUCUCAGCCUCCAAGAUUUUCAUCUCCACCCUGGCUAUGGAGGGCCAGCAGUUGUUGGUGGCCUACCCAUGUGCCUUGCUCUAUGGUCUCUUUGCCUUACUGACAGUAUUCUAAAAAUGAUAAAAAUCAUUUACUGCAUGCUUCUCACAAUGCAGUGAGUUGUUACAAGACUUUUGUACUUACAAUUUUGUUAUUUUUGCCAUGCAAAAUAAAAAGUGAAAGGCAUAUUUUCUGUGUUAGAUGUGUGCUUGAAUGUUGACCCUAGUUACCCCAAGUUCAGCAUUAAAUUCAUCACACAUCAACUUCACACUCGAAAGGUAUACCUUGUGAAUAUAUACAAACAUGUAUCAUUUUGAGGAAAGUAUUUCAUUGGAGGAUAAGCAACAUAGAAAAUGGAUGGCUCUGUCCACCAGAGCCAGAAGAGUGCGGAGUUCAAAGCCCAGAGGGAGGCUGACGUCAUUGCAGCACAUAAAAAAUGCCUUGCUCAGACACACUGCAUUAUGGAAAAAAAUUGGUUUUAUUUGAGUGUUAAGUUGCUGUGUUAUGAAUUUAGUGUUUUUAGCAAAGUGUUGAUGACAGCGUGAGUCAGCCUGAUAUGUUGUUAUACUGUUAUAUACUGUAUCAUGACCUUCUGUGAUUUCCAGUGGGUUGGCAAGCCCAUUGUGAUUGAGCUUGUGAUUGGCUCCUGCGCAAGACAGCGCUAGUGUUCCCUCACUAACUCGCGAGCGGCACAGGAUUUCAACAAUUAGCAGUUCUGAAGUAAAGCAGAUAUCACAAGUUUUAUUUAAUUUAGCCAUACAUUAUUGGGCUGCGUAGCAACGGUGGUGGGAAGUGACACUCUAACCGCUGCUUGUUUAUACUGGGGAUCGUCAAUAAAUGACUACUUUGUUAAAAACAAGUUGUAUAUUCAUACCCUAAAAGUACUCUGUACAUCUAUUUGUUCCAAUUUGAUCUUUUAUUGGAUGGACUUUUAUUGACUUUUUUAUUGGAUGAGGGAUGUUGGUCAUGAUGUGUAAUAAAAAAGUAAAUUCAGGAAUAUUUUGCUUGCAUUAUUUUUCAGGCUUUGAAAAGCUAUUUUCAAAACCAUAUUAAAUCCCAUAAACCACGGGUCUCAAACACGUGGCCCACAGGCCAAAUGUGGCCCGCAGGACACUAGUUUGAGGCCCCCGCCUUGAUAUGAAAGUUUAAUGUUAAUGAGGCCCGCACAAGUUUGAUAUUGAUGCUGUAUGGUAUCAUGUACCCAGAAAAAAUUAUUACGUUUGAUUAAUGUUCAUGUUAAAGGUUAAAUAACUGUUAAUAGUUAUCCUCCCUAUCCGUGUGGAAGUGGUAAGUUUUUGGCUAUUUAAGUUUAUAGGA